This is a messenger RNA of Lolium rigidum, 1451 nucleotides long. Its product is annotated as two pore potassium channel a. The record is from RefSeq and is a predicted model, not a curated record. Gene Ontology annotation, molecular function: calcium ion binding; potassium ion leak channel activity. The transcript has 3 exons. Gene Ontology annotation, biological process: potassium ion transmembrane transport; stabilization of membrane potential. The coding region runs from base 194 to 1237 and encodes 347 amino acids. NCBI's taxonomy places the organism in Eukaryota, Viridiplantae, Streptophyta, Magnoliopsida, Poales, Poaceae. Gene Ontology annotation, cellular component: plant-type vacuole membrane.
CCGGCGUGGCGCGUGUGUGCGUAUCCAUCCAUCUCCCAGCUCGGGCCGACAAAAAGGCGACAGAGGGAGAUGGGCACAGCGUGGAGAGGAGAAAGAAGAGGGGGAACAGGAAGAAAGCCCUGAUACCCGAGCGCCGCCCAGCCUCGCCGGAGGGAGGUUUUGAUUGUGAUCGCAACCUUUCCGGUCUAAGCCAAUGUCUGACAGCAAUAUCCAACGAGCAUUACUAGCAGAUAACCCCAAUGCGCUCCAAAGAAAGCCGUCUGAGGGAGCUAAACGGUUUCGGCGAUGCAGGUCGGCUCCUAGAUCAGAGACCGCUGAAAAACCACGAGAAAAUGGCUCAUGGCUUCCAGCCAAGGAGUUGUUCAAGGAGAUGCGGCCGAGCUUCAGAAUGGUGGGUUUCCUCCUAUUGGCCUACCUACUAGUGGGUGUCGUCGUCUUUUACCUUGUCAUGGAUCAGAUAGCUGGCAAAAGAACCAACAGAGUGCUUGAUGCGCUCUACUUCUGUAUUGUCACAAUGACAUCGGUUGGUUAUGGAGACCUUGUCCCUAACAGUGACGCAACAAAGCUGCUCGCUAGUGCUUUUGUCUUCACCGGCAUGGGGGUCAUUGCUCUCUUUGUGAGCAAAGCAGCAGAUUACCUCGUUGAGAAGCAGGAGGUGUUGUUCUACAAAGCACUGCACAUGAAUAUGAAGUCAGGUGAGGCCAAAAUGAUCAGAAGAAUUGAGAUGAACAAGACAAAGUACAAAUUCUACACAACUGCUCUGCUUCUUGUGACGUCCAUUGUUGUGGGGACUGUUUUUCUGUGGAAGAUUGAGAAGCUGAGCCUAGUGGAUUCCUUUUAUUGUGUCUGUGCCACAAUCACUACCCUCGGUUAUGGGGAUAAAAGCUUCUCAUCCAAACUGGGGCGCACUUUCGCAGUAUUUUGGAUAAUCACAAGUACCAUAAUCCUGGCGCUGUUCUUCAUGUACCUUGCUGAGAUUUACACUGAGCGACGGCAGAAAAUGCUGGCCAAAUGGGUUCUCACAAGGAGGAUGACAACCAUGGAUCUUGAAGCAGCUGAUCUGGAUAACGAUCAACGAGUGGGUGCUGCUGAAUUUGUCGUGUACAAGCUCAAGGAACUGGGGAAGAUCAACCAAGAGGACAUAUCUUCUUUUCUAGAGGAGUUCAACAAACUCGACGUUGACCAGUCUGGCACGCUCUCCGCGUAUGACCUUACUAUGGCACAAUCCGGUCAGUGACAAACACAUGGGCUUGUACUUUACUUUACAGCUUGUAGCUAUAUGGCAGGGCAAUGUCUUAAUUGAUUAUGUAAUCUACUAAGUGUAAUUACGACGGUAUUGGACCCCUGCAUCUAACAUAACGGAAGGUCAUACGCACCUGAAUAUGUGUAAGAAACUGUCUUCGGUGAAGUUUUGCGAAGCUUAAAUACAUGUGUAUAUGAAGUUUGUUGAA